CCUUAGCUGUGAAUGUGUGUGUUUGGUGGCAGUUACAUUCUGAUGAAAACUGCUCUUAGGGGACAAAGCCCUAGGGGGUUAGCGCUUGUGUUUAUACUCCCUGGUGAGGUCUCGUUCCAGUAACAAGGGUUACAGAAGCCAGUUCAAAGAUCUCUGAAAAUAAGGGAUGCUCAUUUUGACUCCCUUUUUCUCCCUUUGGCCCCUUCUGGUUCCACAAUCAUCCAGAUCUCUCUCUGUGUGGCCCUGCCUAGUUGAGAGGAGUGGGAGGGCGAGUUUUAUUCGGCUCCAGACAGAAUCUCAGUGUAUGCUAGCAAGAGUUACAGUUUGGAUGAAGACAGAAGGAGAAUUUAUUAGCCACUAAUUCGAAUGAAAAACACAGCUGCUGUUACAGUUCCGAGAUAGUGCUUUGGCUCCCCUUAGAGCAGGGCAUGCCUGAAACCUGGAAAGUUCCCAAAGUGAAAACACUUUGUCCAGAAACUUCUUGUGAACGCAUCAUUCUUUUGAAAAUCUUUGAGAACUUGAACUGGUUUUAGGCACUUAAAAAAAAAGAGCUUCAAAUGGCUGCCCUCCUUAAUCCUUAUUACUCUUUUAGUUUGAUUUGCUAUUUUAAGCCUGCAAUGCCAGCAGUAUAAAUGUUUCUCUCUCUCUCUCUCUCACACACACACACACACACACACACAGAUGUUUCUUGAGUAUGUGUGUUCAAUCCUAUUGUAUUAAGUCGAAUGUUACAUUUCCAGGCCUAAAUAAUAUGAGGAUAACUUUAGACAUGGGCUGUACUUUUUUAAUACAUUUAUUUUGGCAUCAGGGCUUUUCCACAACUCUUCUCUCAAUCAUGCCUGUUUGUACUUGUCAUAAUUCACUUACUGUACAUUUAAAAGCAUACAAUUACAUGGUAGGAAAUGAUAACGUUAUUUUAAAGUGUCUGCAAUGACAAUAUAGAGUGGUACAACUUUAAAUCUCCAGACUAUUUUGUGCAUGAAUGCCUACCUGAAGAAUUCUGAUAUUACCUUACUCUGUGUCUUCAUGAUUGCGUUGACUCAGUUACCUAAAGAAAUGACAGCAGCAAUAAUCAAUGCUGUCAAACUUUCUAAACCCAUUUUAUUUGCUAGUAAUUUGGUACUGUGUCACAAAUAUGGUAUUUCUGAUAAUGAGUGAAAUGUCUAUAUGUUAAAAUAAAGAAAUAUGUCUGAGUGUUCUUAAAAAAUAAGUUAGUGAUGGAUAUUCACAGAGGGUUGUAAAAAAAAAAAAAAAGUAGGGCUGUAUUUUAGUGUUGUCGAUGUGUUAAAACAGUCCAGCUGACUCUUCUGGCCAAAAGAAAACCGUCACUACUUUUUAAAGAUUAUUCAGUAGCAUCUUUUUUGAAGUGUGUUUGUUUAAAUGCUAUAAAAAAUAUAAGAACUUACUUUGGGGAAGUUCAUGGUAUUACAAAACAAGUUAUGUUUUUGGCAUAGUGAUCUUUGAAUACCCUGGUAGUUCAGGGUCGUUGGGUAUUUGUGGGUGUGUGUUUUAAUUAAUUCAAACUACAUGCACCCUGUGAGUUCCCCUCAGUAACUUUCAUUCAAGGAGGUGAAUACACAAGCAUUUUUUAAUAUGACAUUUUCUAUACAAAAUUAUGGAAAAAAGUAGAAGAAAACAAUAAAAGAUGGGGAGUUUAAUAGUAUUUCAUGUUUCUCUGAGAAAAUAGAAUGCUACUCCCGAAGAUGAUGCUUUAUUAUCAACACGUUUUGGUGAAAAUGGCAACAGUGAGGUUAUGUGUAAGUUGCUGUAAUAACAGCGCUUCCCUUUAAAGAUUUGUAUUUUUCCCAUCCUUAAGGAACACUGAAACCACAGCAGUGGUGAGGGACAUAAAAAUAUGUGUAUUUCCAACUAAGCAGUAAAUAAACCAUGUGGUGUGUUGAAAUAGAAUUGAUGUAUAUUUGUUUUCAGUGUUUAGUUUUGGUAUAAAUGAGAUAGUUCUUGUUUUGUUUUUUUCACCUUUAAAAAGGGGCAAUAAUGACCUAAAUAAUCAUUACUUAUUUAAAUAAUGGGGUCCAUAAUGAUUUAAAUAAUUCUCCUCCAAAGAUAGAAACAAAAUAACUUUCCUUAAAUGACAAGUGAUUCAUCCUUUGAUGGAGUCAUCCUUUGAUUCAUCCCUUGGCUUAUGAUAAAGUGGUUAUCUGAUAACAAUCAAUGAAUUCCUCAAAUAUACAGUAUAAAAUUCCUUGUAGAAUGUAAAGGAAGCAUUUGAACCAUAUACAUAAAUGUAUCUUGUGAUGUAAAAUUUAUAGAGUGGAAAGAAUAACUUGAACAUAAUUGCAACUUUGUGAGAAGGAAAAAAUGAGGACUAGUAGAAGAAAUAUUAGGAUUUUGAGGUCAUGACAUUUUGAGAAAGUUUGUUUAUUGAGCUUCUCUGCAUCCUUUUCUGUCAUUUUUCAUUUUUUUCACUCUUAGAAUGAUAUGUAAUCAUCCAAGAUUGAACCUCGUAAGGUAGUUCUGUAAACAGCCUUAUAAUGCAUGGCUAAUUGAGAGUUUCAGAGAUAGAUGGAAAACAAAUGGAACUUGAAAGUAUGAGGCAUAAAAACUUUUAGAAGGUACAAACUAAAGCUUGAAGAGGGCAGGGCCAUAUCUGUCUAGUCACCCAAGUAUUCCUGUGGCUAAGACAGUACUUGGCGUAUUAUGGACCUAUAUAAUACAGUUGUUUAUAUAAUUUUGUAAACUAAAGUUAUAAUCUGUAGUCUGAGCAAAAACAUAAUAACUUCAUUCUCUAAUCCUCCUCCAUAUCAGCUGGCAUUUUAUAAAAGUGAAUAUUUUAUAAAGGAGUUGAUGACAUCUGAUAUAAUCCAAAACCCAGGAGGAUGGACAAAUAAUUACAUGGAUCUGGACACCAAGCUAAUCCUAAACUACUGGAACAUACUUUCUAACUUUUAAGAAGCAAUCCAAAAAUUCUGAAAGCAGUCUUAAGCAAAUUUGAGGAUAAUACAUGGCCGUAAAAUGAUUUUAUUUGGACAAAGAAACAUUUUGUGCCUUUCAUUUCUAACUUUUGGGUAAAUAAAAGAAAUGGAGCCGAUCUAAAAUCUUUAUGCUUACAUUAAGAAUUAAUUUGUAAGAGUUUUCUAAUUGCCAUAACAUUUAGUAGGAGGAGUAUAAUUUUCAGAAGGACUUUUGGUUUCAGGAAAUGGGUUGUUUACUUUUCCCUAAUAAUAGAAUGUUCUGUGACUGAAUCCCAAAACUGAUAAUUAUCUUCUUACAUAAAUGAAGAAUAAAAAUAGUGGCGAGUUGAGGCAGUUUAUUUUCAAUAAACUAUUGAAGUCUCUGAAAAUAUUUUCUAAAAGUCAGUAGGCAGCUUUUCUUUCUCAUAGAAAACCCAAAGAUCCAAAUAAUGAAGCAUGAAUUCACUUGAUAUUCAUAUGGACAUUAACUAAUAUUUAGAUUAGCAUAUUCAGGUAUUCACAUAAGUUCUUAUCUAUUGGUGUGAUUAUCUUUAUAUUAAGUUCUAUUUUCAAGACAGUGAUUGUUUUAAAAGCUAAUGCUUCUUAAUAGCACACAGCAACUUUUUCAAAAAAUUCUGAAAGUGGAAUGUCACUAUGAAGCUUUUUGGGAUACUUGAUUGUGAGUUAUGAUUCCUUGGUAUUUUAGUUAAUAGAAUUUGGGGGCACAGAAUUGGUUGAACUUUUUACCAGACCUUGCUAGAAGCAGAAAGUUAUCAUAGUAAAGCGGUAUUUUCAUGGUUGUUGGAAAUAUAAAAUUAGAGUUCUUUCAUGUGAUUCAUUGAACAUUAACAAUGAAUAUGAAAGGAUCUAAUUUAGUGAAUAAGGCUUUUAUAAUUAUUGAUCAGUACUAUUCAGUCAGCCUUUGGCUUUGCCUUGGCUUUUCUCACAUCUAUAUGCCACAGGUGGUAACAAACAUUGUUCUAAUACCAACCUAAAAUUGAAAGUCUCCAAAAAAUAGGUUUGUAAUAAAAUUGUUGGAACUAAAUAAUGCAGCUCUACUCUUUCAUAAUGGACACAGAGUAUUUGCAUUAAAAUUUGUUUUUGAAUGAAUUAGAAUAAAUCUAACCAAGUUUUUAAAAAGCAGGUGCCUCAUAUUGCUCCUUUAAGCACCUCAUGCUGCACAUACUUACUCUGUUGGAAGGACUGAGUUUUGUGGUUAUGGUAAAAGUUGCUGGCAACACUGAUGUUUUCUCUUGGUAGUUAGAAGUAUGGUAACUUCUGAAUUCUGCAGAACAGGAAAUUAUCAUGUACUAUUUUGUCUAACCUCUAGUAAAUACUUGAAAUGCCUCCACAAAUGGGGGUUGAGAAAUGUCAGCUAUUUGAGUACGAACAUCUUUUCAGUUCCCAGGUGUUCCUGAAAGAGAUUUCCCCUGAUGAUACCUGGUAACUUAAGUAGUUAUUACUUGGCAGCAGACAGCCCAUUAGAAGCAAUGAUUGGAAUGCUCUGUCCCUGGCAAAAAUGUCCUGACAACACUGGCAGCAGAUCUCCAACUAAAGACGUGGAUUCAGAAGAGAAGGAAAUUGUGGUUUGGGUUUGCCAAGAAGAGAAGACGGUCUGUGGGCUAACCAGACGCACCACCUCUGCUGAUGUCAUCCAGGCUUUGCUUGAAGAACAUGAGACUACAUUUGGAGAGAAACGAUUUCUUUUGGGGAAGCCCAGUGAUUACUGCAUCAUAGAGAAAUGGAGAGGUUCUGAAAGGGUUCUUCCUCCACUAACUAGAAUCCUGAAGCUCUGGAAAGCAUGGGGAGAUGAGCAGCCUAAUAUGCAGUUUGUUUUGGUUAAAGCAGAUGCUUUUCUUCCAGUUCCUUUGUGGCGGACAGCUGAAGCCAAAUUAGUGCAAAACACAGAAAAACUAUGGGAGCUCAGCCCAGCAAAUUACAUGAAGACGUUACCACCAGAUAAACAAAAAAGGAUAGUCAGAAAAACUUUCAGGAAACUGGCUAAAAUUAAGCAGGACUCAGUUUCCCAGGAUCGAGACAGCAUGGAAACAUUAGUUCAUCUGAUUAUUUCCCAGGAUCAUACUAUUCAUCAGCAAGUCAAGAGAAUGAAAGAGCUGGAUCUGGAAAUUGAAAAGUGUGAAGCAAAAUUCCACCUUGACCGGGUAGAAAAUGAUGGAGAAAAUUAUGUCCAGGACGCAUACUUAAUGCCCAAUUUCAGUGAAGUUGAGCAAAAGCUAGGCUUGGAGUAUGAUGAAAACCAGAUUCUGGAGGACCUGAGUGAAAGUGAUGGAAUUCUACAGCUGGAGGAACGACUAACAUAUUACAGAAAGCUCAUUGAUAAGCUCUCGGCCGAAAUAGAAAAAGAGGUGAGAAGUGUUGGCACUGAGAUAAAUGAAGAUGCAGAAGGGGCAGCUGCAAGUGAACUUGAAAGCUCUAAUUUAGAAAGUGUUAAGUGUGAUUUGGAGAAAAGCAUGAAAGCUGGUUUAACAAUCCACUCUCACUUGAGUGGCAUCCAGAAAGAGAUUAAAUACAGUGACUCAUUGCUUCAGAUGAAAGCUAAAGAGUAUGAGCUCCUGGCCAAGGAGUUCACUUCACUUCAUAUCAGCAGCAAAGACGAAUGCCAGCAAAAGGACAACAGAGGGAAGGAAUCUGAGGUCACUACCAUCAGCGGGGAGGUUCCUCCUUUUACUCAGAAAGUAUUUAACACGCACACAAAUGACACAGACUCAGACACUGGUAUUAGCUCCAACCACAGUCAAGACUCAGAAGCAACUGGAGGCGAUGCAGUGCUGUGGUCACCAUAAUUUGAAAGGCUUCUUUCUGACCUACUUUAAUGUUGUUUGUGUAAUAGGAAACCUUAUUUUAAAUAUUACAUCCUGGGAAAAAUGUAAAUCACAUUAAAGUAUUCAGGAGUUAAUAAAAAGUAGAGAAAUCUGUAACCUUGUUUUUGAUGUAAGAUUUCCAACCUGACCUAAUUAUUUUAAGUUCAAACAAUGGACUGUUUGUUAGGCAUGCAGCACAAAUAGCUUGCAGGUGUAUAACAGAAAUAAUUUGAUGGAAUUAUAAUCUCCCACAGCUUCUAUGAGAAAUGAUUUCUUCAAACUAAUUCUUGAUAUUAUGUAGUCAAUAUAUUGAAACUGUACAUAUGAACAAGAAAAAUUAAAAUGCGCUGUAAUAUAGUUUUCAACACUAUAUCACUGGGAUUUUAUAAUCUGUAGAGUACAUGACAGCUACUAUAUUGUAACUUUAAUAACUCAGACCUUGGCUCUUCUCCUUGAUAUGUGGAAUGUAUAUAAUUUCUGUUACUUCCUGAAACCCUCUUCCUGUUUAGGCCUAGGUAACAGGAAGCAGGAAGGGUUGCAACUGGGACAUGUACAGAUACCAGCAGUGGAUCAGACAGAGUAGAGCUGAGGAAGGGCCAUUGCUGCUUGCGUUCGACAGCAAGUUUUCCAAAGAAGCCUAAAAUUAUUAAGAACUCUGUAUGUGCUUUUUCUAUCCGACAUGCAAAACUCUGGAUGACACCCAUGGUCUGUGCAUAUUUAUUCUUUGAGAUGUGGUGUGGGUUACAGAGAAAAUCACAGGUCAGAGUCCUGUUUAAUUAUGUCCUCGCUACAACAUUUGAAGGGAUGUAACUUGGGGUUCUUCCUGGAGCUAAAAUAGAGCUCUAUGUACUAUGAAUAUUAUUAGCAUUUUUGUCUCUGAAAAUACAGAGAGGAACUCAUGGACAAAACUCUUUAUUCUGCUAUAAUUCAGAUGGUCUUUGUAGUACUUAAUCUAAAUAGAAACAAAGUGCUAGCUCUACUCUCUACCCCAUUCGUAAGCAUGACCAUAAAUACUUAACAAGAUUAUUUAGAUCCUACCUUGACUGAAUCAUGUUAGUGCCAAACUAGGCUUGUUUUGCCUGGUUUUUAGUUAGGAAGUCCCUUUCUUCCUUCUUCUCUCUCCUCUCCCCUUUUUCUUUCCCUUUCUUCUUUUUUCAAUAUUGACCACAUGACAUAACUAUAUUGAAAACAAUUGAUUUGUUUUAUUAUAUCAUUAAAUGAACAGAACUACAGUUUAUUUUUCUUUAGCUGACAUCGUUCCUAUAUGUCAGUGCACAUGUAUAUAGAAAUACUAUUUUGCCUAGUUUCAGUAUGUGGAUAUUGGUUAAGAUACCCAGUAUUUCUCAUUUCUUCCCUUUUAUUCUUUGUUUACUGUAGUGUAUGUUUUAACUCGGUUUCUUUUUUUUUUUUUUUUGUCUUUUUUUCUUUUCUAGGGCUGCAUGCAUGGCAUAUGAAGGUUGCUAGGCUAGGAGUCCAAUUGGAGCUGCAGCCACCAGCCUUCGCCACAGCCACAGCAACUCGGGACCAGAGAGGCAUCUGCAACCUACACCACAGCCCAUGGCAAGGUCAGAUCCUUAACCCACUGAUGGAGGCCAGAGAUCAAACCCCCAACCUCAUGGUUCCUAGUCAGAUUCAUUAACCACUGAGCCACGACCGGGAACUCCUUAACUCGGUUUCUUAAUCUAUUUUUUUUUUUUUUUAUUUCUCUGUCCCCUAGACUUUUCACCAAUCUUUGGGAAGAUAUUUAGAACCUUCUUAACAUUAGAUGUUCCUUAAAAGUGAAAUACUAUUUUUAUACCAAGAUACUCCUGAAGGCCUUAUUUGAAGUUAGAUGUUAAAAAAAAAAGUAGGAAUUUCCAUUCCAGGGAAGGUAUAGUGAUGAAGAGUAAAUAAUAAUGCUAACAUGAUUUUAAUUAAAAAGAAGUAAGAAGGGAAUUGAAUACUCCUCUGAAAAAGGGAAGUUUAUUUGCUUAAUAUCCUGUUAAGUCAUUCAGCACUAUGGUAAGCUAUGGACACAUUUAUUGUUCACUACUGAGGAUUAAAUUCAGAAGAUCAUAAUAAAUGAUAAACCAAUUGUAUUGUGGUUUUUCUAAAGUGAAAAGUAAUCUCUUUGGAUUACUCCUUAGCAAGACAAUAAUGAAAAGAACAUUGUUAUCUGCCAUAUAAUGUGAUGAUCUGAAUUCCAAAAAGUGCGGAUAAGAAACUGGACUAGACAGAUAAUUUCAUUUCUGAACCUUUGCAUUAAUGUCUGCUCUUAUACAGUUAAGCACAGUGAUGCAUUCUACGGCCAGUUCUACAUCUUUAUAGUAAAUGACAUUAAAAACUUUUGUCAGAAAGCAAGACCACUGAGUUUUAAAUUCACAUUGGAAUUUCUGUGCAGCUGCCUGCCUACACCACAGCCACAGCAACGUGGGAUCCCAACCAUGUCUGCGACCUGUACCACAGCUCAUGGCAACACUCGAUCCUUAACCCACUGAGUGAGGCCGGGGAUCAAACCUGCUUCCUCACAGAUACUAGUCGGUUUUGUAAUCUGCUGAGCCACAAUGGGAACUCCUAGAAUUUAUAUUCUUUAGUUAUACAAAUGUAUUUGUGCUUUUGAUGCAUUAUAAUAUGAAAUCAGUUAUAGAGGUGAAUCUCUAAUGCAGAGUAAUAUAUGAAUGCAAAUAAAAAUAUUAAAAUACGGUGGCCUCA
Molecule: messenger RNA, 8425 nt
Organism: Sus scrofa (pig)
Lineage: Eukaryota; Metazoa; Chordata; Mammalia; Artiodactyla; Suidae
Source: RefSeq, a predicted model, not a curated record